AAGCAAACAAGACACCACGCUCAAACACUGCAUCCUAAGUGAUAAAAAGUAGUGUGUUCUGGUGUCACGAGUCGCUGCAGAGUUGCGUGAUAUGCAGUUUAGUCGCCAGACAAUCAGUUCUAAAAUGUCUGCGCAAUCAGAUCGUCGACGUUCGUAUAUCGUGCUGUAUUGUCUUGGAACCUUUACCCUACUGCUUAUGCUCAUCAGCAUAACAGAGUCUAAAAAAGCGUUCGAUUACUGCCAAGCGGGACUGUGUGCAACCGGAACUCGUCAUGUGGCAUGCAACGGACACAAAUUCGGAAGUAACUGCAGCAGACCCAUGCUGAUCAAAAUGUCACCCAAAUACGUCAAUCUUAUACUAAACUUUCACAAUACCAAACGGAAUCACCUAGCUUGCGGGUCGAUGCGACGUUAUGCUUCGGCGAGUGCUAUGCAGAAGUUGCAUUGGAGCGAUGAAUUGUCCCAGCUGGCGGAAUACAAUGCCAAAAGUUGCAAUUUCGCACAUGACGAGUGCCACAAUACCGUCAAACACCGCCACACCGGACAAAGCAUUGGGAUGAAGUGGUUCCAUGGAUUCAACUACACGACAACCCACGUUGUGCGAGAUAUUAUACGAAAAUGGUACUUGGAACACAAGUUAACCAAACAACGAGACAUGGAUCGAUUUGUUUUCGGUCCUCACACAUUCGAUAUCGGCCACUUUACACAAAUUGUUAAUGCAGACACCACCGAGGUCGGUUGUGCUCUAGUUCGUUUCCAGAAGCGACAGAAAAGCUUAUCGUUUGUGCACUACUAUUUGGUGUGCAACUACUCCGAAGGUAAUCUGUACGACCGACCGGUGUAUCAAAAAGGGAAGCGAUGCAGUAAAUGCAAACACGGAUGCACCAUGGGACAAUUCCGCUGUUUAUGUCGUGGAUGAAUUAUGAGACCCUUAUUUCAUUAAAACUUCCAAGCUCUCUAGCCAUAAGUGUUUUUUGUAGGUUUCUAGAGCGUGCGACAGGUAAACAAUUAGAUGACACAGAGGUGCAAUGAGCAAUAAAAGUGAAUUAAAUGUUACAGUAGAAUCGCAUUCUUAGUUAUCACUUUGAGAACGUUGAUUAACAAUACAGGCCAUAUUUCCUAUAGAAUCUCAUGGUGUAUCAAUGCCCUGCAUGAUCGCGUUUGGAAAUCAAAGCUUUUAGACAUUGA
This is a messenger RNA of Topomyia yanbarensis, 1188 nucleotides long. Its product is annotated as antigen 5 like allergen Cul n 1-like. The record is from RefSeq and is a predicted model, not a curated record. Bases 92 to 919 code for a protein of 275 amino acids. Lineage: Eukaryota; Metazoa; Arthropoda; Insecta; Diptera; Culicidae. The transcript has 3 exons.